Gigantopelta aegis is the source of this 2549-nucleotide messenger RNA. RefSeq lists its product as uncharacterized. The transcript has 10 exons. Bases 1 to 1875 code for a protein of 624 amino acids. The record is from RefSeq and is a predicted model, not a curated record. NCBI's taxonomy places the organism in Eukaryota, Metazoa, Mollusca, Gastropoda, Neomphalida, Peltospiridae.
AUGACGGUGUCCAACAGGCCUGUCGUAGCGUCGAAGGAAGUCUCCGCUGGUGGUGUCGAGAGCACAAGUAAUCCACGUUUACUGAGUUUUAGAAACACUGUUUCAGUUAAUGGUGUCUCCAUUGUUGGAUCUGUCACCAUGAUCGACCUGAAGCCGUACUAUAGACCUGCAGACCAAGUGAUAUGCGAGUUCAGAGAGAAUGUCAACAUUUCAGAUGACGUCGAGACACUCUCUGUCAGGAUUGAUGGAAAUACACUCAGGAUCGUUUCUGAAGAGUUAACCAGUGAUGGAUUCGGUUAUAAUGUGAUUUUAAAGAACCUCACGGCUAACGAGUGGAACUUCUAUGGAAAUGCAACGAUGACUGUCAGAGAUGACACUGGAGCAGGCAGUCUCGUGAGAUGCAAAGUAGAAGUAAAAUUUCAAAUGUCUUCUACCAACCACACCCCUACAUUCGAAUUUGUGUCAGAUUAUGCAUACACUCCACCAGUCAACGUAAGCGUAAACCCGCCGGCGUCUAACGCCAUCAAAAUAAUGCAGCCAAUCGGAGGCAGCGUUUCAAUGACGUUCGUCGAAGAUGGCUUGGCGCCAAAAGUUGAAGUGAUCACACCAUACGAAACAGAAUCCAACGAAACGAUGAUAACAAUGCAGACGAUCUACGUGACAGGGAACGUCUCAAGGGGUCUGCAGGAAGAUAUUAAAAUCCAGUUGAGUGACGUAGAGACAGUGUUAAAAUCCACCCUUGAGACGUAUCAGCGGGAUAUUGGAACAGUCCAGCUACCGAAUCUGACGAGGAAUGCUUCUUUCGCCGAUGCAGAGUUGGCGGUUGUUUUCGAGGCCCGACUGGAAGAUUAUGCGUCCCUGACGAAUGGUUCCGAGUUGAAGAUUGGGACCGGGGUGAAAUAUGGCGACUCUUUCAUAUGGGUGUCCGACAUGACCUUCGUAGUGAAUGUCCCGGAUGCAGAAAACAGGCGACCAUUUCUUGGGUUGACUCUGUCCCAGUCUAAAACGUGCACUCGGGAUGGAAGCAUUCUGUUAAAUCUGCUGGUUAACGCAAAGCACGAAUCAAAUUCCACAGCCACUGCCUAUGACGUCAUCAUCAAUAUGUAUCUCCUGACAGCUAUGACGUAUAAGGGGCUGCAGUAUCUGCCCAUGGGAUAUUCGUUCAACGUCAACCAGACGGGCAACAAAAUACAGAUAGAUAUCGGCCGUCUGACGUUCAGCGAUCCGACAGUGAUCUCCAUCGAGGAGGUGGUCGACAUGGAGGACCCGCGAAUCAAGUCCACGUCGCCGCCGUACACCGUCGUGGCCGAGGUCAUCUACAACGACCGGUGGCGAAACAAGACGGACUUCUCAACACCUCUAACGCACACCAGUCUCAACCUAGACAAGAAGUGCUCCAAGAAACUGAUAUGGACUACGGGCGCCAACUGUACCUGUCUCUUUGACUUAGCUCGGUCUGACUGCGCGUGUUGUGACGCAAGAGCACAGCAGUGUGGACCAGAUAAUUAUAACGAAUGCGCACCUCUAAACGAAAUGUGGCGAUGCAGUCCAUACAUCAGCGGUUUCCACGCGUACAGCACAAUGCCUGGUAUGUCGGGAGAUUCGUACGAAUGUGACGCUGAAUACAAAUACAAACUUCGAUCAUUUCUUGUGUCCUGCCAUAGGAAAGUGUCUGGCCUCUAUCAAGACGUCAGCCCAUUGGUUGGUUUGCUGCUGGGUAAAGACGACUCGUCACAGGAACUGUUCGGAAUCUCCAAUCACGGCCGUGCUUACGUCAUGAGCAAAGAUGCUGGGAAAACAUGGUGGAACAUACCGGAAGUCGUUUACAACACGGCGAAAUCAAAACCCACGUUCACAUCCGCGGUUUUGACCUGAUAUCGAUUUCCCAUUAGAUGUUGAUUUCCUAUGAGUUACUUGCAGAAAAUAUUGAUGCACAUCGCUGAAGCAGAUAUCGAUUUUAAACGACCUUCGUGACGUUACCAUUCAAAUAGUUCUGCAAUUUCAGUAGAUGACAUCUUUUGAAAAGUUGUAAUAUGCACAGAAGACUCCGAAGUUUUACACAUUGUAUAAUUUUACCAAUUAUAUUAUAUAUUUAACAUAAGACCGAUUUCAGAUAUGAAAGACCUUUAUUAAUUAGUAUAACAUACAUUAAUUGACAAACUUUCCAAGAAAAGUUAAAACAUAAUAUAUAAUAAAAGUAUAAACACGACGAACUACAAGUAUAAUUAUGUACAGCUACUAAAAUUUAUAAGUCGAUGUCUUUCGAGCUGUUUAAAGGGAUUGCCCCCGAAUUAGCUGACGUUUUGACACGUCUACGCCAAGCAGAUUUGUUUGAUGACUAAAUUUACAUAUUAAAUAUAUUUUCUUGUUUAGGAUAUCAGUAUCUGUAUAAACAAGGUGUUUGUUGCCGUCCUAAUGCUUGUUAUAGCACCGGCCUCGGUGGCGCAGUGGCUAAGCCAUCGGACUAUAGACUGAUAGGUACAGGGUUCGCAGCUCGGUACCGGCUCCAACCCAAAGCGAGUUCUUAAGGGCUCAGUGGGUAGGUGUAA